AUGGUGAUGAUAGGAGGGUAUCGAUUCAUUUUUUCCGCCGAUCCAGCGAACACACAAGCCAUGGCUAUUAUGUAUUUUUGUAUAGGUUGUUGCGCACUUUGCUGUAAUUUAUUCAAUGUCUACAUUUUCUAUUCUCUUCAAAGACACAGCAAAAAGUACAAGCUCUUCAUUGCGUUGGAAGUGGGCGAAAUUGUGAAUUGUAUUGCCUAUAUUUCGACGGGUGCUGGUCGAUAUGCGACUUUUGAAUCAGGAACAAUUUUUCAACCAAUCACCACAUUGGGCUGUUUUCUUUAUCGACCGUGGUCAGUUUUUCUCUUGAUGGGCACCCAGAUUCCGGCUGCGUUGAUCAUGAUCUCCGUUGUGGAAAGAUUGACAGCCGUUUUCCGCCCGUCAACCUAUCAAAGGGUAUGGGAUGAAAAAUUCAAAACAAAAGCCAUCCUUCUCGUCGUUUUGCUAGAAUUGUGUUCAUUGGGUCUUGCUUUUUACUCAGCAUGGAGUGAUACGAUUCCAAACGGGACCUCACAUUGCCCAGUGACCGCCGCUGUCUCUUCCCUAUACGGGAAUUUUCAUUUCAUUUUUACGGUUCUCACUUUCACAAUCAGUUUCUUCUCGUUGGCUUUCGUUUACUUCAGCAAAAGGGAAAUGAUUAGUUCCAAGGGCGGACAAGGAUAUUUCUUGGCAACAAUGACAUUAACAGGUAUUUGCGUGAUUGUGAUGGGUUUCCCGGCUAUUGUCUCAUUGGGUAACGCGUGGAAUCUCUAUCAAGCUGGCGAUUUAUUCUUUGGGAUAUCCAUUUGUGCGCCGAGCCUCAUCUCCAUCGCAACGACAUUCUCCAAUGGAAUGUUCCACAAAGAUUACAGACGAAAGGUCUAUCAAAUGGUUGGCCGUCGAUUUGGUUGUCAUCUCUCAUCAAGAGAUGAAUCUUCAUUCAAAGAUAAAGUAACCAUCAUGCCGACCACCAUUUUCUCAUCCGUCCAAAGAAAGAGCACCCUCACUGCUGGAAUCACGCUCUCGGUGGCUCCAAUGGCG
Messenger RNA from Mesorhabditis belari, 1029 nucleotides. Lineage: Eukaryota; Metazoa; Nematoda; Chromadorea; Rhabditida; Rhabditidae. The record is from the annotation of a GenBank genome assembly.